AUGACAAUGAAAUGUGAUAUGCUGUAUAAGCUCUUUCUUCUCAUCUCGACCAUAGUGUCCGCUUCGGCCAAAAACUACCGAAAACCCUACAUAAUCUAUAUGGACGAAUCGGCAUUGCCCACUUCGUUCUCGCGUCACCAUGACUGGUACACGUCACUUCUGUCGUCCCUAUCGUCGUCUCCCGACGAAAUUGAUCCGACCCAUCUCUACACAUACAACCAUGCCUUGAAUGGAUUCAGUGCAAUGCUGUCACAGUCCCAAUUGAAGAAGCUGGAGCAGGUUCCUGGUCAUGUUGCGUCGUAUCCGGACACAUUCGGAAAUGCUCACACAACAUAUACUCCUAAGUUCCUUGGCCUAAAUAGACAGACAGGCCUCUGGCCAAGAGCCGAAUUCGGCGACGGCAUGAUCGUCGGUGUCGUAGACUCCGGGAUAUGGCCCGAGAGCGAGAGCUUCAAGGACAAGGGCAUGUCCCCCGUGCCGAAGAGAUGGCGAGGCACUUGCGAGUCCGGGGUGGACUUCAACGCGUCCAACUGCAACCGGAAGCUCAUUGGAGCCCGAUCGUUCAGCAAAGGAAUGAAGCAGCAUGGCUUGAACAUAUCGACGACCGAUGACUACGAUUCCCCGAGGGAUUCCUUCGGGCAUGGGACCCACACGUCGUCCACAGCGGCCGGUAUGGCACCCGCUGCUAGGCUCGCGAUGUACAAGGUGUUAUUCCUGACCGACACGUACGACUCGGCUGCGACGGACACCCUAGCAGGCAUGGACCAAGCCAUAGCGGACGGCGUCGAUAUAUUGUCUCUAUCGCUUGGAUUUGACGAGACAUCGUUCGACCUUAAUCCAAUCGCUGUGGGAGCUUUCGCAGCAAUGGAGAGAGGAAUCUUCGUUGCUUGUUCAGCAGGUAACGACGGCCCUCGAGGAUACACGAUGCGAAAUGGAGCUCCGUGGCUAACGACUGUCGGCGCUGGAACCGUAUCAAGGGACUUUGCGGCCAAUAUAGUCCUCGGCAACGGAACCUUAACUGUUAGAGGAAAAUCCAUCUUCCCAGAAGAUCUGCUUAUCUCAAGAGUUCCUCUAUACUUUGGCCGCGGCAACAGAAGCAAGGAAAUCUGCAACGGUUACUCUCUUGACCCGAAGGAUGUCGCUGGGAAGAUAGUUUUCUGCGACUUUGUUAGUGAAGACUACGAAGUCAAUACCCACGAAAUCACCCAAGCCGGAGCUGCAGGUGCCAUCUUCAGUAUUGGACCCGGGGCUUUACGCAUACCCGAAAACUUCACUAUCCCGUUCGUGGCCGUCGUACCGGAAGAUGGAGAUAGAAUCAAGGACUACUUGCUGAAGUCAGAGAAUCCGACAGUCAGCAUCAAGUUCUUGAUAACCAUUUUCGGGACCAAACCAGCUCCUCAGGUAGCAUCGUUUUCGUCUCGAGGACCGUACCGUCAGGCCCCGUGGAUCUUGAAGCCGGAUAUGUUAGCUCCUGGAUACAAUAUUUUGGCAGCAUGGGCGCCGAACCGAGAAAUAGCACAGAUAGGUGAGAGCUACUUGCUUGGUGACUACAAGCUCGAAUCGGGAACUUCCAUGUCGGCUCCUCAUGUGGCUGGAGUCGCUGAGCUGCUAAAAUCAGCCCAUCCAGAUUGGAGCCCCGCUGCUAUCCGAUCGGCAAUGAUGACCACGGCUUACAUUCUCGAUAACACCAAUGAGCCCAUCAUCGACAUGACCACUCAAGCUUCAGGGACGCCUCUUGAUUUCGGAGCAGGACAUAUAGAUCCGGAAAAGGCUUCAGAUCCCGGUCUGAUCUACGACAUCGAACCCGAGGAUUACGUCAAUUUCCUCUGCGGAAUGAACUAUUCCGCCAAUCAGAUAAAGAUCAUAAGCGGGAGAUCGAACUUCUCUUGCGCGUCCGCGACUCUUGACAUCAACUACCCUUCAUUCAUGGUCAUCCUCAACAAAACCAACACCACGAGCGUCACUUUCAAAAGAGUCCUAACCAACGUGGCCGACGGGCCUGCAAGUUACCAGGCCACAGUGACAACUCCAUCGAGCAUGAAGGCCACAGCAAAACCCUCGGAGCUGUGGUUCACUAGCAAGUACGACAGAGCUGAGUUCAACUUGACGGUAGAGAUCUCUCUGGAAGGGUCGAUUCCACGGCGCAAUUACAUAGGUAACUACGGGUACAUCAGUUGGAAGGAGAUCAAUGGAACCCGCGUUGUGAGAAGUCCCAUCGUCUCAGCUUACGCUCUCUAGAGAAGACAAGUUUUUUUCAGCACGUUCUGGUGUUCCUUAUUCAGUUUAUCGAACAUACAGAAGCUCCCAAUAAAACUCUGCGUUUGUCUAUGCAUAAUAUGUUGUGCAAUAUCUCUUGGCUGCUU
This is a messenger RNA of Eucalyptus grandis, 2363 nucleotides long. RefSeq names its product subtilisin-like protease SBT3. The transcript has a single exon. The coding region runs from base 1 to 2238 and encodes 745 amino acids. The record is from RefSeq and is a predicted model, not a curated record. Gene Ontology annotation, biological process: proteolysis. NCBI's taxonomy places the organism in Eukaryota, Viridiplantae, Streptophyta, Magnoliopsida, Myrtales, Myrtaceae. Gene Ontology annotation, molecular function: serine-type endopeptidase activity.